GUUUGAACUGAACAGCCGGGGCUGCUGUUCCUCGCGAACAGCAGAGGAGCCGAGUCCCUAUCUGGACUGUGGAGUAGUCCAGUUGAAAGAAGCGAAACCAAAAGGAAACCCUAGGGACACAUACAGACUGACAGACAAAGGCAUCCGAAGGAAGGAGAGCUUCAAAUCUCUGUCUCUGUUCAACUUCAAACAUGAGUACCAUGAAAUUUUGCCGCGAGUGCAACAACAUUCUGUACCCAAAGGAAGAUAAGGAGCAGAAGAUCCUCCUCUAUGCUUGUCGCAACUGCGAUCACCAGGAGGUUGCUGAUAACAAUUGUGUCUAUAGAAAUGAGAUACACCACUCUGUCGGGGAGCGGACUCAAGUCUUGCAGGAUGUAGCUGCGGAUCCAACUCUUCCUCGUACAAAAUCUGUUCAUUGCUCUCAAUGCAAUCAUGGAGAAGCUGUUUUCUUCCAGGCUACUGCUCGGGGAGAAGAAGGUAUGACACUGUUCUUUGUUUGCUGCAACCCAAACUGUGGCCACCGUUGGAGAGAUUAAUGGUGCACCAGAAAACUGGCCGAAUUUAAGAUAUUAAACGCUGUUGACUUCCCUCUAUCAAAGAACUUUGUGGUGACUUGUAACUGUGCACUGUUGAAUUCUCAAUAUAAUCAUUUUAACUGUCAGAAAUGCAAACCCUGUGAACUUGGGCCCUGUUUUGGCCAUAUAUCUCUCUGCAUUCUUUCACAGAGCCACUUGUUCUAGGCAAAGGUUUGAUAACUGUGGGUAUGAAAUUUUGAUCUUUCGUUUGCAAAAACAUCUUCUCUUUAUAAAACAAAUCCAUCUG
Molecule: messenger RNA, 822 nt
Organism: Ilex paraguariensis (yerba mate)
Lineage: Eukaryota; Viridiplantae; Streptophyta; Magnoliopsida; Aquifoliales; Aquifoliaceae
Source: the annotation of a GenBank genome assembly